CGUCGUUGAAGAGCCAGGGAUGGAUAGUCGGAGAAACCUAGUUACUGAAUUGCCCAUGUCCAAGGGCCGUAACAUAGUCUGAUCCGAUGGCAUUUUCGUCAUUUAGAAAUUCCUCGAUUCCCGAAAUAGUCUCAUCUGUCUCAAGCCGCAUCCUCCCCUUGUCCCCUCACCCCACCCCUGCAUUACAAAAUCACUCUCUCUCUCUCAAAUCUGCUCCGUUUGGAAACGGCUCCGUCAGCCAAUUGAAAACCGCAGAGGCAUAGUAUGAACUCGUCGAAGAUGCGCCGGAAAGUGGCCCCCGCGGCGGCGCCGGAGGGCGACUCCGCCGACAAGUUAGACCAGCUCCUCCUGUCCGCCGCCAUCUGCAACGGUGAAGACCUCGGUCCAUUCGUCCGCAAGGCCUUCGCGUCCGGCAAGCCGGACUCCCUGGUCCACCACCUUCGUCAUUUCGCGCGAUCCAAGGAGUCCGAGAUCGAAGAUGUCUGCAAAGCACACUACCAGGACUUCAUCCUGGCCGUCGACGAGCUCCGAUCCCUCCUCUCCGAUGUCGAUUCCCUGAAAUCCGCCCUCUUCAGUUCCAAUUCUCAACUCCAGCACGUCGCAGGCCCGCUUUUGUCCUCUCUCGACUCCUUCGUCGAGGCUCGGAACAUCUGCAAGAACGUCACUCUGGCGCUCGACUUGGUUCGCGCCUGCGUCCAGUUGAUGGAGCUUUGUUCGCGAGCUAAUAACCACCUUUCUUCGGACAACUUCUACAUGGCGUUGAAGUGUGUGGAUUCCAUCGAGAGGAGCUUCCUUGACAAAACGCCGUCUUCCACGCUUCGUAGAAUGCUCGAGAAGCAGAUCCCGGCGAUCCGGUCGCACAUCGAACGGCGAGUCAACAAGGAGUUCGGCGAUUGGCUCGUCGAGAUCCGUAUAGUGAGUCGCAAUUUAGGUCAACUUGCGAUAGGACAAGCCUCCGCUGCGAGGCAGAGGGAAGAAGAGCUGCGCAUGAAGCAAAGACAGGCCGAGGAACAGAGUCGACUCAGUUUAAGGGACUGUGUUUAUGCUUUGGAAGAAGAAGACGACGAUGGGCUGGGCGGAAUCGGCGACGACGGCAAGGACGGUUACAGUAACGGAGGGAAUAGGAUUUUAGGUUUUGAUUUGACGCCACUCUAUAGAGCGUAUCAUAUACACCAGACGCUAGGUCUCGUAGAUCGGUUCAAACAGUAUUAUUUCGAGAACCGAAAGCUUCAAUUGACAUCAGAUUUUCAGGUAUCUUCCAUGACACCCUUUCUGGAAUCCCAUCAGACCUUUUUUGCUCAAAUUGCUGGAUUCUUUAUUGUUGAAGAUCGGGUUUGGAGGACUGGGGGACGGUUGAUAUCCAAAAUGGAAGUAGAGAACUUAUGGGACACUGCCGUGAGUAAAAUGUGUUCUGUAUUAGAAGAUCAGUUCUCUAGGAUGCAAACAGCGAAUCAUUUGUUGUUGAUAAAGGACUAUGUGAGUUUGCUUGGAGUGACACUGCGUAGAUAUGGGUACCUAGUUGAAGCUUUGCUUGAUGUGUUGAGCAAGCACAGGGACAAGUACCACGAGCUAUUGCUGUCAGACUGCCGCAAACAGAUUUCAGAAGCACUUGCUGCUGAUAAGUUGGAGCAGAUGUUGAUGAAGAAAGAAUAUGAGUACUCAAUGAAUGUGCUUUCAUUUCAGAUACAAACUUCUGAUAUAAUACCUGCAUUUCCAUAUGUUGCACCAUUUUCUUCUACAGUGCCUGAUUGUUGCCGAAUAGUGAGGUCAUUUAUUGAGGAUUCAGUGAGUUUCAUGUCAUAUGGUGGGCAGCUUGAUUUCUAUGAUGUUGUGAAGAAGUAUUUGGAUCGGCUUCUCAAUGAGGUGUUAGAUGGGGCAUUGUUGAAACUUAUAAGUACAUCCAUCUAUGGAGUCUCUCAGGCAAUGCAAGUGGCAGCAAAUAUGGCUGUAUUGGAGCGUGCUUGUGAUUUCUUCUUUCGUCAUGCAGCUCAGCUUUCAGGUAUCCCUUUGAGAAUGGUGGAGAGGAGUAGAAGGCUGUUUCCAUUGAAUAAAGCCCGUGAUGCUGCUGAAGAGAUGCUUUCUGGUUUGCUUAAAAAGAAGGUCGAUGGGUUCAUGACACUGAUUGAGAAUGUGAACUGGAUGGCAGAUGAUUCUUCUCAAAGUGGGAAUCAAAGUGGGAAUGAAUAUGUGAAUGAAGUAAUUAUAUACUUGGAAACUCUAGUUUCUACUGCUCAGCAGAUAUUGCCAGUUCAGGUUCUUAAAAGAGUUCUACAAGCUGUUCUUUCUCACAUAUCAGAGAUGAUUGUGGGUGCAUUACUAGGGGAGGCAGUUAAGAGGUUUACCAUAAAUGCUGUUACAGGCAUUGAUGUUGAUAUACGGCUGUUGGAGUCAUUUGCAGAAAAUCUAGCUCCUCUUUUAUCUGAUGCAGAUGCAAAUCAGUUGAAAAAUGCACUUGCUGAGGUAAGGCAAUUGAUAAAUUUGCUUUUGAGCAAUCAUCCAGAGAAUUUCCUAAAUCCAGUAAUCAGGGAAAGAAGUUAUAAUGCUUUGGACUACAGGAAAGUAGUAAUCAUAUCAGAAAAAUUAAAGGAUCAAUCAGACAGGCUAUUUGGAACCUUUGGAUCUAGGGGAUACAAGCAAAACCCGAAAAAGAAGUCUCUGGAUACAUUGAUUAAAAGACUCAAGGACGUGAACUGAUUUUACAAAAUCCUGUAUGUAUGUCUAUCAUACUUUAAGCUAUACUUUAUUUUCAUCGUGAUUAGAAUUAGCUCAUAGUUCUUCAUUGCAAAUGUAAUCUUGCUCAUAAGCUUUAUAAGUUGUUAGUUUGAUUUCAUUGUGAGCUAUGCAAAUUUUAUUCUGUAGGUAUGGCAUUCAUGAUGUAUUGUUUAUCCUAUUAAAUUC
Messenger RNA from Diospyros lotus (date-plum), 2898 nucleotides. Its product is annotated as exocyst complex component SEC15B. The transcript has a single exon. NCBI's taxonomy places the organism in Eukaryota, Viridiplantae, Streptophyta, Magnoliopsida, Ericales, Ebenaceae. Gene Ontology annotation, biological process: intracellular protein transport; exocytosis; Golgi to plasma membrane transport. Gene Ontology annotation, cellular component: exocyst; membrane. The record is from RefSeq and is a predicted model, not a curated record. Bases 265 to 2694 code for a protein of 809 amino acids.